This is a messenger RNA of Xiphias gladius (swordfish), 5461 nucleotides long. It is a transcript of the gene trappc10, whose product is annotated as trafficking protein particle complex subunit 10. NCBI's taxonomy places the organism in Eukaryota, Metazoa, Chordata, Actinopteri, Istiophoriformes, Xiphiidae. Gene Ontology annotation, biological process: early endosome to Golgi transport; intra-Golgi vesicle-mediated transport. The record is from RefSeq and is a predicted model, not a curated record. Gene Ontology annotation, molecular function: protein binding. The transcript is spliced from 23 exons. Bases 136 to 3930 code for a protein of 1264 amino acids. Gene Ontology annotation, cellular component: TRAPPII protein complex.
CAGCUUACGCACUUCCCGGAAGUGCAGCGGGGGGACAUAGGCCCCAUCGAUUCAAUACAACUGCACACAUAAGCACUUACUAAUAAUAAACUUCAGUUUGUAUGUCAUUUUCAUGGAGUCCUACCGCUAACACAUAUGGAGUGUCAAGAGGAAAAGCCAAUCAUCUAUACUAUGGAAAACAAGCCGAUUGUGACAUGUGCUGGAGACCAGGGCUUGUUUACGUCUCUCUAUACGUCAUUGGCCCAACAACUUCCCAGGGAGCCAAUGGAAUGGAGGCGGACAUACGGCCGUGCACCAAAAAUGAUCCACCUUGAAGCUAAUUUUGUCCAGUUUAAAGAGGAGCUCCUCCCCAAGGAGGGCAACAAGGCUCUCCUCACCUUCCCCUUCCUCCACAUCUACUGGACUGAUUGCUGUGAUACCGAGGUGUAUAAGAGCACGGUAAAGGAGGACAUGAUUCGCUGGCAGAACAGCUUGCGGGCCCACGGCUCAGCAGACUGGGUCAUCAUCGUUGUGGAGACCAACGAUACUAAGAAGAAGAACAAGACCAACAUCCUUCCUCGGUCGUCCAUCGUGGACAAGAUCCGUAGCGAUUUUUGCAACAAACAAAAUGACAGGUGUGUGGUGCUGUCAGAUCCUCUGAAGGAUUCGUCCCGGUCGCAGGACUCCUGGAAUUCCUUAUUACUCAAGCUGCGAACUCUCCUCCUCAUGUCCUUCACCAAGAACCUGGGACGCUUUGAGGAUGACAUGCGUACGCUCCGGGAGAAACGCACCCAGCCUGGCUGGAGCUUCUGUGAAUACUUCAUGGUCCAGGAGGAGCUGGCCUUUGUUUUUGAGAUGCUGCAGCAGUUUGAGGAUGCCUUGGUCCAGUAUGAUGAACUAGAUGCUCUUUUUACCCAAUAUGUCCUUAACUUUGGAGCUGGAGACACAGCUAACUGGCUGGGCUCAUUCUGCGCCCCGGUGCGCAGCUGGAGUGGCUUGCUGCUCCGGCGGCCCAUUGACAUGGAGAAGAGGGAUGGGAUCCAGCGAGGGGAAGCCAGCCUGUUGGAUCUUAGGAGCUACCUGUUCUCUCGCCAGUGCACCUUACUCAUCUUCCUCCAGAGGCCCUGGGAGGUCACCCAGAGAGCACUGGAACUGCUGCACAACUGUGUCCAGGAGCUCCGCCUGCUUGAGGUUUCGGUGCUGGAGGGGGCGCUGGACUGCUGGGUGUUCCUCAGCUGCUUGGAAGUUUUGCACAGGAUUGAGAACUGCUGCGAUCAGGCCCAGUUAGCUGCAAACUGCUCCCAUACUGUGGGUCUGUGGGCUUACGCGACUGACAAGCUGAAGUCCCUGGGGGAACUCUGUGGCCUGGUGUCAGAGAAGGGACCAACAUCUGAGGACCUGAACAGGACUGUAGAUCUGCUUGCCGGACUGGGGGAUGAGAGGCCUGAGACUGUCAACAGUUUGCAGAGCCCUUACAAAAAGCUGAAAGAAGCUUUGUCAUCUGUAGAAGCUUUUGAAAGACACUAUCUUGAACUCUCUCAUGCUGCUAUGGAGAUGUACAGGGCCAUCGGCCGGAUGCGGUCUGCCAGACUGGUGGGAAAAAGCCUGGCUGAGUUCUACAUGAGGAAGGGGGAUCCUGAGCGGGCGGAAACCUUCUUCCAGGAAGCUCUGAAGUCAUACGUAUCAGAGGGGUGGAGCCUCCCCGUUACUCACACCAGGAAACAGAUUGCCGAGUGUCAGAAACUGCUGGGCAGAACUGAAGACUACCUGCAGACCAGUGCCUUGUUGGCCGGUGAUGUGAAUCUGACCACAGAGGAGAGGAAGCACUUUUGUCAGGAAAUUCUGACCUUCGCUGCCAAGUCUGAAGAUCACUCCCACAAAGUGAAUCUCAGCAUGGGUGUUUUUGCUCAGCUCACACGGCUACAGUUCCAUCCUGCGACAGCCUCUGUGCACUCUGGAGCUGUCCUGCAGGUGGAGCUCACUCUGAGAUGUUUGAUGCCCGUGUCGGUGAAAAUACAGCAAGUAGCUGCUAGCAUUCACUUUGACCUGGACCAUGGAGGGAUUCAUGGAAGGUCUAAGGGAGCUCAGAGACAAACAAACCCAGGGACAGUAGAAUUUAACCAGGGAAACCCGUCAGUGGGUCCCUCCUCUGCCUGGGCCGCAGGUCCUUCUUUAGAACUGGACGAGAUUCAGGACAGGAGUCCUUCAGACAAUUCUCUCAACUCUACAGGAGUGGUGUGUAAAAACACUCACCUGCUCAUGCGUCGUCAUGACAGCAACUCACCGCCAGAGACGCCCAACUGUGUCAGCCCUCCUGCUGUUGCCAUGAAGGAAGGAGCUCAGAUGCUGAAAGUUCAGGAUGUAACAUUAGAGCCUGGGAACAACAGCAUUAUCUUCACAGCACCAAGCGGGCAACCAGGUACUUACACAUUGCGUCAGCUCUGUGCCACGGUGGGUCAGAUACAGUUUGUGCUGCCUCAUAUCUACCCAUCGGUCCACUAUGAAGUGUAUUCUCAGGAGCCCCAGCUCACUGUGGAGCCUCUCUCAGAGCCGCUCUUAGCCGGUCUGCCUCAAAUGGUUAAGUUCACUCUGUUGACGGGUCACUACGCUGUGAAGAAAGGAGAUGCUCUGCAGCUCAGCAACACAGACACCAUGCCCAUCCUUCCCUCCACCAGCUGCACCGCCCGCAUCAGCGACCCUACUGCUGAGUUGGUGGGUGAAAGUGUCCUCUCCAUUCAGUCGUCUGAGAAGGUGACCAGCAUCAGCUUGCCCCAGACCCCUCCCUACCACACUCUGGAGUUCCAGCUGGAGGUUUUGUGCAUCAUCCCGUCUGGGUCCGAGCGGCCCGCCAAUGAGAGGCUGACCAACGGUGAGGUCCGCCAUCGACCACGCAGCUACAGUCAUCCUGACACGCCCAUGAUUGCCAUCGACCAGAGGAUGUCUAUCGACUGUCCAUGGUCAAUCUACUCCACACUGCUAGCCCUCACCUUCUACAUCCCCUUCAAGACCAAACACUCACUGCUUUCUGCUGGUAACAGGAAGUACAUCCAGGUGUGCGUGCAGAAUGUGUCAGAUGUGAACUUCACGCUGGCAGAAGUGAAGCUGACUGAGAAGCAGCAUGCAUCACUGGAGCUACAGUCACUUAACACUAAAGCACAACAGCUUUUGUGCAGUAAGCACAGUGUGUUCUGCUUGUGGGAGGUGAGGUGGAAGGAUGACCUGCCUUCCUGUCUCCAGUGUGUUUUCUGCGCCAGCUUCUCUCCAAUUAAACAGGACGUCUCUGCCUUCAAACCCUUCCACUAUCAGUUCCAGCUUGAGAGAGUGACAACGUUGUACAGUGUGAGAGCUGAGAUCCUGCCUCCUGCUGGUGAACAACACUGUCGCUCUGGUUUCCUGUGUGGACUGGAGGUGUGUAUAACACGACUGACUGAACCCGCAGAGGGAGAGAUGGCGGAGGAAAGCAGGACUGACACUGACGGUCUCAAAACCACCAAGCUCAUGUAUGAAGUGGCUGACAGCAGCAGUAACUGGGCAGUGUGUGGCAAAAGUUCAGGGAUGGUGUCGAUGCCUAUGACAGCCAACGCCACCCACAAGGUGCAGAUCGAGGUGAUGCCGCUGUUCGCAGGACACCUGCCCUUCCCCAGAAUUAAAGUGCUGAAGUACCUGCCUCACACUGCAGCAGUGGCCAUUCAGCCAGACCCUGACAGCUGCGUGGAGAACGACAGUCUGUCCCUGCUGGACAAGACACUGGACGACCCGGGGGACACGGCGAGCAUCCGCAGCCGGGGCAGCAUCCACUCCGUGGGCAGUGGCGACCAGCAACAGAAAGGCGUGGCCAUGCCUCGCCUGGAACCCUUCAGCCCUGGGCAGGUGUUCAACCACAGCCUCGCACGGCAGGUCCUUGUGCUGCCCGCCACCGACGACCACAUCAUCGAGGUCAACGCUACAUGACCCUGGUGGCGACACCUCUCGUCCUCCUCUUAUAGGACUGAACCCAGGCCCUGGAUGGACUCUGCUGAGCUUUUGCUCUGGGGCAGAUCGGGUCCAUGAGUCCAUGUCAAAGACCGCUGCAGGUUGCCGCUAUGGACCCCCUCCCCCCUCCCAAGCAUGAAACAUUCACAUCACUGGAGACAUUCUGGACUACACACAGUGAAGAGCCAAUGACAGCCGAUAAAUUUAAAUAAAGAUUUUUCUUUGCCAUACUUUGUACAUAGCUCAUUGGAUGGAUUUAUAGUUAUAAAUAUAUAAAUAUAUCUAUGGACUGAUCAAUCAGAUCGCGCCUGUUGUGCUCCUUUUGAACUGAAGAAUAACACUCCUGAUUGUCCCACGAUGCACCAAAGCCCUAGAUGUGUGUACGCCUCGAUCAACUACUCAAGUACUGUAACUUUGACUGGGUGUUUCCAGCUGUAAGUGCUUUUCCUGUGCCUCUCAAGUAGUCAUCAUUUUUAUAUUUGAGACUUUCGCCUUCACGGUUACAUUCAAGUUGCUUAAAUAAGCUGCUGUUUCCAUCGCAGACGUGAUGGAAGUCAGAAGCAGGCAGGUUAACACACAACACGCGUCUUCGGAAACAUAGCUGUAAUCCUUGCACGGUCUGCUGUCCCGUCGAUGCAGAAACCGUUCCCACUGGUGUACGUUGAAGUAGUAUUUUAAUUCUGGGAUCAGACUAAGGAAUAUCAGCCUGAUAGCGCCUUCUCUCACAGAGUUUAAUAACCUCUACGAUGUGUUGCCUGACAUUGACCCACACAAAUGAAAAUAUGGUUAAGCAAAAAAGGAAUGAUGACGUUGCUGUUGUGAGGCGGACCAGUGAAGUGGGUCCUUGGUGGCUUACGGAUCACCUAUAUACGUCACUCAAGUGGUGCAAGGCGGCAAGCUGCAAUUGCUCUGAGUCCAGUGUGUAGUCUGUGCCAGGUAACGGCACGAGUUUAUGACUCGUAAUCACCUAAUCUGACACAGUGACCUUCCUGAGAGGGAAAAAUAUCGUGUAAUCUGACCCCGGCAUAUCCCCUUUCUCCAGACAAGCAAGCAGCUAUCAUUUCUGGUUGCCAUCUUUGUUUGGGUCACACAAAUGGAAAAACACCUCAACAAAACAGGUUAAAAUCGAACCUUUCUCCACACUAGAGGUAAUAUUUUUGGUAUCAGCAGGAUAGAGGAGAUAGGCAGACUGUCAUUAGUCUCAGUCUGGGGUAAUGUUUCGCAUUCUUUGGUCCCGAAAUGAUCAGCAUUUACACACUUGUAAAGUUGUCAUGUGAAAAUGAGAUGCCUCUGGCAUCUUUUUGUAUUUCUUAACAACAGUGUAGGGAGUUCCAAAUUGAUAAACUGGAAGGCCUGCUAUAUUUUAAACUAAGACGGCUAUAUUUUAAAAGAUUUUGGUGCUUGUUAGUCGAUAAAUAAAACACUAGAUCCAAAGUUUAUUUACCUCGCCUAUGGAUGAAUAGAACCCCAGUCAAUAACAGAAACAUUUUAGAUUAUUUUUUCUUGAUUU